AGUUGCAAACUGAGUAAUAAUAAAAAAACGUACGAGUGCAGGGAUUCCGCUCGCCAUCUCAUUAUCAGCGCGCCCCGAUUUUUCUCUCGCUACCAAAAUAUCUCUCAAUCUCCGACACUGGCGAUCCAUAGAUCGCUUCUACAUCUCUGUUGGUAACCCUAGAUCUUGAAUUAUCCUUCGAUUUUGUCUGGUAUUCGGGAUUAGGGUUUGAGUUUUUGGUGGAAUUGGGGUGUUUGGGCUUGGGUAUGGCGGUAGAGGGAGAGGAAUCGGAUUAUGAGAGUGAUCCGGAAGAGACGUUGCGUCCAGUGGCGAUGCGGCGGCGGGAGGCGAGCGAUGAUGAGGAGGGUGAAGGAUCGGAUGCGGGGGAGCGGGUGACUAGGAGGGUGGUUGGAUCUGAUGGUGAGUCGGAUGGAGAGGGUGGGGCUCCGGUCUACGAGGAUGAUGAUGAGGGUGAGUUUGGGUCUGAGGAGGAGGAGGAGGAGGAGGAGGAGCUAGAAGGUGCAGGAGAGGAAGAACUUGGAGAGGAAGCCGGGGUUGAAGAUGGCGCCAAUGGUGUUGUUGGGGAAGGAAGGAGCAGUGCUGAGACGGCGCAGGAGACUGGAGGGGAAUCAUUAGAGUAUCGGAGAAACGAUCAGGUGGAAGGGGAAGAAGGAGGAGAAGGGGAGGAAGGGGAGGCAGAAGGGGGCGAAGACGAGAAGAAGGCUAGCGAGCCGUUUGCCGUCCCAAAGGCUGGGGCUUUCUAUAUGCACGAUGACCGGUUUCAGGAGAAUGGCCGCGGGCGCCACAGGAGACUAUAUGCUGGGCGGAAGCUGUGGGAAUCGAAAGAUGAGCGGGCCUGGGUGCAUGAUAGAUUUGAAGAGAUGAAUUUGCAAGAUGAUGAGGAAAAGAGAAUGCCUAGAGGGCGUUUUAGAGGUCGUGGCAGCAGAAGAACAAGAGGUGCUGGUCGUGGUUAUGUUCGGGAAAAAAAGCCUCAGGCUUUCAAUGAUGAAAACAACCAAAAUCGAGCAUUCAGAACUGUAAGGGGAAGAGGGCCAAGACGAUAUGAUACACUCUUGAAGAGUGACAGUACGAAUCACAGAAUUCAAUACAAGCAAGCUGCAAAGCCUCAAGAGCAGACAGUGAAGACUGGCGCAGGGAGACAAAUGUUACAUUCAUCAAACGCACAAUCUGAACCAGUCAUUCCCAACAAGCAAGUGUUUGCCUCCAGCUUAAGUUCUGCCUCACCACCAUUUUAUCCCUCGGGCUCUUCCAGUCAAGACAUCCCUAUUGCUCAUAAAAGGGACGGACAACUCGGAACUAGCAGCAAAACUCUUUCAUCUCCUAUGCAUCUGCAUGAGAACUUUUCAGCCCCACAACCUGGUUCAAUACCAAGAGGAAAAGCGACCAUGGAGUCUCUUAACCAUGAUAGGUUGUAUAUGGAUGACUCUAACCGCCUUGUUGGUAAACCAUUGGCCAAUUCUCAUUUAUCAGGGUCUUCACUACCACUGAUCAGUGCUGCUCAAUCUUCACAUUCUGUUGUUCAAGGGAGGGGUCUAACCAUUAGUGCACCACUUAAUAAACAUCCAAUGUCAUCGAUUAACCAAGCUGCUAGGGUUGCUACACAGACACAAUCCUCUAAUUUUUUGCAGCGUCCUGGUUCUAUGCCAGAUCAGCCUGCAUUAAGAGUUUCAACUCAGCAGCUGGGGUCACGACCCAGCAGUGGAUCUCAAACUUCAUCUGUCAGUCAAACAUUGCCAGGUUUAUCUGAAGUUGGAGAGACCGAGUCUCCUCUUGGAGCAAGUAAAUCCAAAACUGCACUGGUUGCUAAGGGAAAAACCGGAAACCAAGGAGCGUUACUGUAUAAUGGAAAUCAGGUUAUAGGAGGAAGUGGAGCUAUGGGUCUUGUCCAUGGUGAUCAAGGCUUCCCUGGCACUCCAGCACUAUUGCCAGUUAUGCAAUUUGGUAGCCAGCACCAUGGUGGCAUUCCUGCUGUUGGUAUGGCACUUCCAGGAUAUGUGGCCCAACCUCAGCUUGGGUUUGGGAAUUCAGAGAUGACUUGGGUCCCACUACUUGCUGGUGCUUCUGGGGCUUUAGGAGCAUCCUAUGGUUCACCUUACAUUGCUCUGGAUAGUACUUACUUUACCCGCUCUUCUGGACAGUCUUCUUCUGUUGCUUCUCGGGAGUCUAGUGUGAACAAACCUGCUGACACAUGGAAGCAACCUGAAGGAUCUGAAACUGUAAGUGAUGAAUAUGGGCAGCGCCAAAAGAAUAAGCCUCGCAGAUACUCAGAGAUGAGCUUUGGCCAAUGAAAUACAUGAAGAUGGAGUUUAUGAACUAGUGCUUAAGGCCCAUGACCUAGCCCUUUGUGAUAAUUCAGCUUCCAAUCUGGAACACUCUGGGUUGUUUUCGCUCCAAGAUAUUCUAGUUAUGUGUAACGCCUUCUCUUGCUGUGAUCGAUGCGGGAUCCAUAACCAUCUUGACAGCUGGGGUUGGUGGCAUUCUGUUGUUUGAUUUUCGUUUUCAUCUAGUUGUGGUGGAAGCUUGUGACGGAUAGAACCUGGAUAGGAGAACUAAGAAGUGUUUUUCCAAAGAAAACACAUGCCAGUGCAUGUGUUUUUUUUUUUCCUCUCAUUUUCCCCAAUUGUGGAUGUGUUUGUUUGUUUGCAGUAAGACUGCUUUGUGGUUCAGAAAUCAUAUAUAAUGUUGUCUAGUAUUUUGGCUUUUAUGAGUAAAGACUAUAAUGCAGUGAGUGGUGCUCUCUCAGUUUGUUA
Dioscorea cayenensis subsp. rotundata (Guinea yam) is the source of this 2750-nucleotide messenger RNA. Its product is annotated as protein MLN51 homolog. The record is from RefSeq and is a predicted model, not a curated record. The transcript is spliced from 12 exons. Gene Ontology annotation, cellular component: exon-exon junction complex. Gene Ontology annotation, biological process: mRNA processing. Bases 246 to 2288 code for a protein of 680 amino acids. Gene Ontology annotation, molecular function: mRNA binding. Lineage: Eukaryota; Viridiplantae; Streptophyta; Magnoliopsida; Dioscoreales; Dioscoreaceae.